This is a messenger RNA of Pelodiscus sinensis (Chinese soft-shelled turtle), 1929 nucleotides long. It is a transcript of the gene CCN4, whose product is annotated as cellular communication network factor 4. Gene Ontology annotation, cellular component: extracellular region; extracellular matrix. NCBI's taxonomy places the organism in Eukaryota, Metazoa, Chordata, Testudines, Trionychidae. Gene Ontology annotation, biological process: positive regulation of cell differentiation; signal transduction; cell adhesion. Gene Ontology annotation, molecular function: heparin binding; integrin binding. The record is from RefSeq and is a predicted model, not a curated record.
GCAGGGUUUGUCCUUUGCCCUGACGUCAGAUCUGUCUUUAAUAAAAUCCCUGAAGAGCCAAGAGAAAAAGGCAGAUCUGCCGGAGGUAGGCUGCCAGUUAAGGAUUCCUCUUCAUUCCUAAAGUGGUGUUUCUGUUCAAAACGGCUCUUAAUCUGGGUUCAAUCAAUGUAUUUAAUCCUGGUUUCCAGUGAUGAGGUGGCUUCUGCCCUGGCUCCUAGCAGCAAGCAACAUUUUGCAGGCCAUCUCCCCGGACUCAGCCACCAUGCCCCCUGCUGUCACCCUGGUGACUGAGGGCUACACACGGACUCAGUACUGUAAGUGGCCAUGCGAGUGUCCCAAGUCGCCACCACGGUGUCCAGCAGGGGUCAGCCUGAUCACCGACGGCUGUGAGUGCUGCAAGGCAUGUGCCAAACAGAUCGGAGAGAACUGCACGGAGGCAGAUACCUGUGACUUCCACAGGGGCUUGUACUGUGACUACAGUGGAGACAGACCUAGGUACGAAAUAGGAGUAUGUGCACAAAUUGUGGGUGUGGGUUGUGUCCUUAAUGGAAUCCGGUAUAAGAAUGGAGAGACCUUCCAGCCCAAUUGCAAGUACAACUGCACAUGCAUUAAUGGAGCAGUGGGCUGUAUGACACUUUGCACCAAUUCACGUCCUCCCCUCAUCUGGUGCUCGAACCCAAAGCAAGUCAAGAUCGUAGGCCAGUGCUGUGAGCAGUGGAUCUGUGAUGACUCAAAGAAGAUCAGGAAGACAUCGCCGCGACACAUCUCGUCUGCAGCUUACAAAGGAGAGAAUGAAUCCUGGCAGAAGAACUGCAUCAUUCACACCUCCCCCUGGAGCCUCUGCUCGAAAACCUGUGGGAUGGGGAUCUCGACACGCAUUUCCAAUGACAACCACCAGUGCAGGUUCAUGAAAGAGAGUCGCCUCUGUAACAUGCGGCCCUGUGAGGUGGAUAUAACCAAACACAUUAAGCCUGGGAAGAAAUGCUUGGCCGUGUAUAGAGCAGAUGAACCAAUGAACUACACCAUAUCAGGCUGUGUGAGCAAAAGCACAUACAGGCCGAAAUACUGUGGUGUCUGUACAGACAACAGGUGUUGCAACCCAUACAAGUCGAAGACUAUUGAAGUGAGGUUCGAGUGCCCGGAUGAAACGGGAUUUUCCUGGAAAAUCAUGUGGAUCAAUGCCUGCUUUUGCAGCCUGACUUGCAAGAAUCCCAAUGACAUCUUCGCUGACUUGGCACAUUACCAUGAUUACUCUGAAAUAGCAAACUGAAGUGGUGGAAGGCUGGCGUGAGCUACUGCUCUGAUUUUACAGAGGUUUUAAAAUAGGCAAAUCUUUCAUCCAGUGCCAAAGUAACAUUUGUUUCCCAAAGUCAAGAUUAAGUCUUGUUUUGUUUCUCACUAUUUUUAGAGACUUUGAAGCAGGCAGGAUUUUCCGCUAUAGCAAACUUCCGUCCAUUAAUGAACGCCAGGGUUCCAGUUCGUUAUUAGCACCCAGCUGAUCAAAUGUCUCUAUUGAGUCAUGUUGCUCAGAUACCAUGACAGAAAUGACAUGCCUGUUGGCUGUUGUGCACCAUGGAUGGUGAGCAUGUUAAAAGAGCAUCAAAGAAAUGCAUUGUGCCAGCAGUUUAAUGCCCGAAAAGGAUUUAGAUUCCAGAAAAAUUAGCACACAUUAUUUCAGCAAUGAUGUAACUGCACUGUUGCUAUCAGUGGCUUAGGCAUGGGCAUAGACAAGGUUCAUGUACUGUCAUUCUUUGAGCUGCAAAAUAGGUAUUGAUUUUUCUUGUGUCAGUAAGGCCACAAUGUCAUGUCCUUUAUUAAGAUUCUGGGUCAAAUUUUGGUCUCGGUUAUAACAAUGUUAGGGCACAUCUAAACUACGAUUUUUUUUUUCAAAAGAGAGAAUGCAAAUUCUAUGGGAAUUUGCAUAUCUUC